Molecule: messenger RNA, 3733 nt
Organism: Perca flavescens (yellow perch)
Lineage: Eukaryota; Metazoa; Chordata; Actinopteri; Perciformes; Percidae
Product: E3 ubiquitin-protein ligase TRIM21
Exons: 2
Coding region: 116-1780 (554 amino acids)
Molecular function (GO): protein binding; zinc ion binding
Source: RefSeq, a predicted model, not a curated record
CUGCCGAGCUGAAGUUGAGAUCAGUCUCUCUGUUUCUCUCUAAAGAAAGACUCAAGAGUACGUCAGAUCUUUUUCCGCAGCCUAGAAGUGUCUCUGACAAACACUGUGUGUAGAUAUGGCUGAAGCUAGUUGUCGACUGACUGAAGAUCAGUUUCUGUGCUCCAUCUGUCUGGAUGUGUUCACUGAUCCUGUCACAACAUCAUGUGGACACAACUUCUGCAGAAACUGCAUCACUGAACACUGUAAUACCAAUGACCAGUACCUGUGUCCGAUGUGUAAAAAUGUUUUCAACACAAAGCCUGAGCUGCUCAUCAACACUUUCAUCUCUGAGAUGGUUGCUCAGUUCAGACAGUCAGCUCAACAGAAAGCCAGCAGCAGCAGCUCAGAGCAACAAGUGUCCAAACCAGGAGAAGUUCCCUGUGACGUCUGCACUGGAACCAAACUGAAGGCCCUGAAGUCCUGCCUGGUGUGUCUGGUCUCCUACUGUGAGACUCACCUGGAGCCUCAUCUGACCAUGUCAGGUCUGAAAAGACAUCAGCUGAUCGACCCUGUGGAGAACCUGGAAGGCAGGAUGUGUACCAAGCACGAUAAACCUCUGGAGCUGUUCUGUAAGACCGACCAGACAUGUGUCUGCAUGCUCUGCACUGUUUUAGACCACAAGACCCAUGAUGUUGUUCCUCUGAAAGAAGAAUAUGAAGAAAAGAAGGCAGAGCUGGGGAAGACAGAGGCUGAAAUUCAGCAGAUGAUCAAAGAGCGACAACAAAGGAUUCAGAAUUUUAAACGGAGAGUCAACUCCAGCAGGAAAAAUGCAGAGUCAGAGAUAGCAGAAGGUGUUCAGGCUUUCACAGCUCUGAUAGAGUUCAUUCAGAGAGGCCUGAAUUACCUCAUUGAUACAAUUCAAGAGAAGCAGAAAGCAAUAGAAAAACAGGCCCAAGCUUUCAUCAAAGAGCUGGAACAGGAAGUCUCUGAGCUGAUGAAGAGAAGCACUGAGGUGGAGCAGCUCUCACACUCUGAAGACCACCUCCAUCUUCUGCAGAGUGUCCAGUCGAUGAAAGCUAUUCCACCCACCAGGGACUGGACAGAGGUCAGCAUCCAUCCAUCAACCUAUGAGGGGACUGUGGUGAGAGCUGUGGCUCAGCUGGAGGACACACUAAGUAAAGACAUGAAGAAGCUUGCUGAGUCUGAGCUGAAGAGAAUCCAGCAGUAUGCAGUGGAUGUGAGUCUUGAUCCUGAUACAGCACAUCCUAAUCUCAUCCUGUCUGAUGAUGGGAAACAAGUAAAUCAUGGUGAUGUAAAGAAAAGUCUCCCCGACAACCCAGAGAGAUUUUCUAAUUGUCUUUGUGUUUUUGGAAAGCAGAGCUUCUCAGAGCAGAGUUCCUCUUCAGGCAGAUUUUACUUCGAGAUUGAAGUUAAAGAAAAGACUAAAUGGACUUUAGGAGUGGCCAGAGAGUCGAUCAACAGGAAAGAGAACAUCCCACUGAGCCCUGAGAAUGGUUACUGGACUAUAGGAUUGAGAAAUGAAAAUAAGUACCAAGCUAAUGCUAACCCUCGUGUCCUUCUCUCUCUGAAGUCUCCUCCUCAGAAGGUGGGGGUGUUUGUGGAUUAUGAGGAGGGUCUGGUUUUAUUUUAUGACGUUGAUGCUGCAGCUCUUAUCUACUCCUUUACCGGCUGCUCCUUCACUGAGAAGCUCUACCUGUACCUCGGUCCUUGUCCUAAUGAUGGUGGUAAAAACUCUGCCCCUCUGAUCAUCUCUCCUGUCAAUCGCACUGAGACCAAGUAGAACAAUUAUUUGAUUUCGUAUGUAAGCAAUUAGCUUUAAAUACAAGUACAUAUUAUUUGGUAAUGGUCACUGUAUUUUGGCUUUUUUUCUGAUUUACCUGCUUUUGGCUUUUUGGUAUUAUAUCAUAUUUCAACGCAUAUAAUCGGGUUUCGUAAGAUAUCGUAUGGAAACUUAUGCACAUCCAUCAAUAUGAUCUUCUACGAAUUUAGGUGUCCACCAGCUGGUCAUAUAACAACCUGGUUAAGUUUAUCGGCCUUUACAGUUCAAUUAAGCCAACAAAAGGUUACUAGGAGUGGGCUUCAGAGCACCAUGAGCUGUCAGUCGUUUUAGAGCCCGUUGCUAGUUGAGUUUAGCAGACAAAAGGUGACUUUGAGCCGGGUGAGCAGCAAAUCGUUUCAGCACAAAACGAGCGGCAUGCAGUGCCGACAGUUCACAAAAAAACACAGUGAUUUGGAUUAAAACACUCCCGGGAAACGACACGCAUUUCAUGUGUGAAAAUCAUAUGUGUACCCCAGGAUUCAAACUCCAUUCCCCAGGAGCAAAGCCCUUUGUUUUAGGAUCCCACCCAUCCAUCUUGACAUCACAGCACACCAAAGUGCUCUUAUACAGCAGCAGUUAAUGUGGUGCUUACAGUACAAAUAUGUGUUACACAUACGAAUUACAGUACUUUAGUAGUAGUAGUCAGUACUUUUCAUAGCUAUAUGAUAUGGCUGCACAAUUAAUCACAUUUUUAUACUAUACUUUUAAAUGAACAUUAUCGCCUGCAAUAUUGAUACUUAAAAUGCGUGCUCCACUCAUAAUAAAUUGCUGCAUAUCGAAUUAAGCGCUUCGUAGACUGACAGCCAGUGACCAGGGGGCAUUUGAGAUGUUUUUGCUUCAUUUUUGGUGAGCUGUCUGUGAAAAACUUUCCUGACUGUUGCAGCUGCAGUCCCGAGUAGAAGCGUAGCCUUGUUUUAAUUAUAUUUUAAGUCACAUGAAAGUGAAAGCAGUGCUCUGUUGAUUUAAGUUUUUAAGUUUUAGUCAAAUUGUAUUUAUAUGUUGCUUCUAGGAGAUGCACUGUAAAUCAGGACAUAAUUUGAUCCAAAAUAUUUGUACAUUAGCAGGAUUGUAGCUCAACAUGGAUGGAAAGCAGUGCUCUGUUUAUUUAAAUGUGAAAGUGCAAUUAAAAUACUUUGUCCCUAAAAUCAAUGAAUAAUCAUGAUCUCAAUAUUGAUCAAAAAUAAUUGUAAUUCUCAAUUUGGCCAUAAUCAUGCAGCCCUACUAUAUGAUGUAAGAAUGGUUAGUGAGAACAGCCUGCAUGUUUACCUUCAAUGUAGUCUAUAACAACAACGUUUCUUUUCCGCGAUUGUUUAGGUGCCGCCGGAAAUUUGGCCGGAUGUCCCUCAUUUCGGCUGGAUAUUUGUCCCCUUCCUCAGUCUCUGUGUUGGCGUUCAGGGUAAAUCCAGACAGCUAGCUAGGCUAUCUGUCCAAACUGAGUUUCAACCUUUGAAAGUACACGUUCCACCAAAACAAGGCUAUUUUGCAGCGGCACUGUUGCUCUGUCCGGUGCUGCCCAAGACGAUUGUGAUUGGUUUAAAGCAGGGGUCUCAAACUCGCGGCCCGCGGGCCAAUUGCGGCCCGUGGGACUAUAGUUUGUGGCCCCCGCCUUAAUAUGAAAGUUUAAUGUUAUGUAAUGGCCCGCGAGUUUGAUAUGUAUGGUACUUUACAGUGUUGUGUGUGGAGCUGAACAAACCUACCAAUCACGGUGGGGUAUAUGGCUCUCGGGGGCGGGACAUCGGCCGGGCUUGAUGCAAGCAGAGAAACAUUCCUCAAUGAGUGAAAGUUACAGCAGCGUUGCCAUGGAGUGUUUUCUUCCGUGCCUGGCUGGCUGCCUCGUUUCUAUUGGGCACACGCGGACAUUCAUCCCACCGCGCUGCGUUCACAACCCUUCACUUUUUUUAAGUUGCUGCCCAG